AUGUUUGAACGACAAAUACGUUUAAGUCGUUAUGAUGCCGAUAAACUUAUUAAUACAUCAAUACCAGCUAAUAGUUCCCGUAUGAAUAGUCAACAUCGUGAUAUUUCAAGUCCAACACGUUCUCGUAGUAUAUCACCAAAUGAUAUGGCUAUACGACAACGACGAACAAAUAUAUCUGGAUCAAUAUUACCAUCAUCAUCAUCAUCAACAACAUUAUCAUUACCUGUUUCAACAUCUUAUCCUGAUCUUGUUAUAUCUCAUACACCACCAACAGAAACAAAUAAAAAUUCUACUGAACAAAUUCAUAAUGAAAAUACUAUAGUUAAUAAUCAAGGAGUAAAUAAAGAAAAAAAAUUAUCAAAUACAAAUCGUAAUUUAAUAUCACAUGAACAUAUACCAUUAAGUGUUAUUAUUGAUGAAUGUUCAUCAAAUUUAUCAACUAAUCAUCGUCCAAAUCUUUUACUUCCAUCAAAAUUAUUAUCUGAAACAGUUGAUUGUCAACCAUUAGAUUUUAAAAGUCGUUUAGCUUUAUUUAAUCGUACAAAUACACAACGAAUAAAUGAAAAUUCAAUAAAUAUUAAAAAAUCUUUUAAUCAAACAAAUUUAUUAUCAACAAAUCUAUUAACAAAACCUAUUAUUCAUCAUUCAACACGUUUAGUAAAUGAAGAAAAAAAAGAUAUAUCAAUAGAUAUUAUUCCUAAUCCAUUAUCAUUACCAAUAUCUCGAUCAGUUAUUAAUACAGCUAAAGCUGUUACAUUUUUUGGUGGAAAUAAAGUAAAUGGAAAUACAAAAUCAUCAUUACCAGAUACAAUACUUCCACCACCACCACCAUCAUCAUCAUCAUCAUCAUUACCGUCAUCAUGUGAAAUAAAUAUCAAAACUGAACAAUCAACAUCAACUGAUUUACAUCGUGCACCUGAUAUUGUUGGUGGAAAUGUUAAAUUAAAUAAAUCAUCAAUUUUUUCAGGAGCAAAAAAGGUUGUUAUUGUUAUUAAUAUUCGAGUACAAUUUAUUGAUAAUGUUGAUACAUUUGAAUAUCCUUCAUUUGAAGUUGUUAUGGCCGAACAUGGUAGUAAUGAUUCAGAUGAUGAUAAUGAUAUGGAAGUUGAUGACAAUCUUACAAAUAUUACUAGCAAUGAUGAUAGUAAUAAUCAUAAUCUGAUGAAAAAUAAUAUUAAUGGAAAAAAUAAUCAUAAAGAAAACGAACUAAUCAAUAAUAAUAAUCAAGUUGAUGAUGUUGAUGAUGAUGAACUUGACCGCUUAGCACGUAUUAAUGCUGAAUUCAAUACGAAUAAUCUCACAGAGAAACCAUUAAAACCGAAAGGUACAUUACAUACCUUUCGUCCGACUCAUCUCGAUCAAUAUGAAUUAGGUACUCAACAUGGUUCUCUAACAAUAUCCAAAUCGUCAGAUAUUCCAACUACAACAAAUUCCUAUUCUCUAUUAGCACGACAGAAACUUUUAUCGUCUUCAGAUAUUACAGCAAAAAAUUCGACAAAUCAUUCUAUUUUAAAACAGCAAAAAUCAAAUUUUGAUAUGACAAAUAAUAUACAAUGGAGUUCAAUGUCCACAACGACUGAUCUACUUUUUUGA
Molecule: messenger RNA, 1593 nt
Organism: Rotaria sp. Silwood2
Lineage: Eukaryota; Metazoa; Rotifera; Eurotatoria; Philodinida; Philodinidae
Source: the annotation of a GenBank genome assembly